AUGGGCUAUGUCGGUGGGCUUGGGGAGCGGCGCGCGGGCUCCCCCGUCGGCCGCCACCCACGAGGCCCACGACCACGAGGCGGCGUGUGCAGCGUCAAGUUCGGCUGCUCCACCACGACGGCCGGCUCGUUCCCGGCCGACGGGCUGGUCGGGCUCAGCGGCGACGCGGUCUCCCACGUGACGCAGCUCGGCGGCGAGGCGUCGCUCGACCGGAGAUUCUCCUACUGCCUCGUCCCGCACUCCGUCAACACAUCGUCGGCGCUCAACUUCGGCACCCUCGCCAACGUCACCGAGCUCGGCGCAGCGAGCACGCCGCUCGUCGCCGGGGACGUGGACACGUACUACACCGUGGUCCUCGACUUCGUCAAGGUCGGCAACAAGACGGUGGCUUUGGCGGCGAGCUCCCGCAUCACCGUGGACUCCGGCAAUGCAAAAAUAAGCUUUGUUACUCCUGCAAAUUGCAAGAAGCAAACCGAACAAGCGAUUCCGGACUUGACGCUGGAGUUCGGCGGCGGCGGCGGCCGUGCGGCGGUGGCGCUGAAGCCGGAGAACGCGUCCGUGACGGUGCAGGAGGGGACGUUGUGCCUGGCAAUGGUGGCGACGACGAAGCAGCAGUCGGUGUCCAUCCUCGGGAACCUGGCGCAGCAGAACAUCCACGUCGGCUACGACCUCGACGCCGGCAUGGUCACCUUCGCCACCGCCGACUGCGCGGGGAACGGCCGGCCGACGGAGCAGACGAGCGGCGGGCAGGCGCGCUGCGGGAGAGGAAGAUGGCGCCGACGGGGAGGGGGACGGGGGGAGCGAGGAUGUCGACGCCGUCGUCGUCCAUGGCCGCAGUUCUCACGCCCGCGCCGUCAGCGGCGUCGCCGGCGGGAGUGUGUGAGCGCGGGGCAGCGGCGGGCAAAGCAGGCGGUGGAGGGCAGAGCGGGCACGACGCCGAAGACAGCUUCUUCCCGCGCCGGCGCCACCGGCCGCCUCUCCCUUCUCAAGCGUCGCCGCCGCCGC
Messenger RNA from Oryza sativa Japonica Group (Japanese rice), 1005 nucleotides. The record is from RefSeq and is a predicted model, not a curated record. Lineage: Eukaryota; Viridiplantae; Streptophyta; Magnoliopsida; Poales; Poaceae.